CACACACGCUUGUGGAAUGUUUAAAAUUGCCAGUUAUCGUAUCGAGCAAGCAAUGACGAUCAAAAUGCUCGAGAAUACCAGUAAGGAGAACGAAAUUAUGAUUUCCAAAGAAAUAAUUUGCGCCGUCGAUAUCCAGCGCAAAGCUAUAAAGUACUCUGAAUUUUUGUUAUCCCGUUUUGAAGGAUCUUUGUGCCUAAUAAUGAUGGCUAAUGUAAUUUCUUUGAGUCUCAAUCUUUUUGCAAUUUUUCGAACUAUGACUCUUGGACUCAAAGAGCAAACCAUAUUUCAUACUGUGAUUGCAUCGGUUAUUCUUAUGUACAUGUUCUUAGCUAACUAUACUGGGCAAGAAAUAAUAGAUCACAAUAAUAAUAUAUAUAUUACAGCGUACAAUGUUCGAUGGUAUGUAGCCCCCAUGCACACACAGAAGCUGAUACUCUUUAUAUUACGAAGAAGUGGCAAAGUUUUUGGUUUGCAGUUUGGCAAUAUAUUUAUGGCAUCCUUAGAGUGUUUCGCCACGUUAUUAAAAGCAUCAAUGUCUUAUUUUACCUUCAUGUAUUCUACGCAGCAAUGAUACCAAAGAAUAUUAUUUAAUAAAAAUAGGUUAUAAGGCAAUAUUCAUAAUUUAAAAAAUAAAAAUGUGUUAAGAUAACUGAAUUUUUAAAGUGAACUUGAAAUAUCAUUUGCACGAGAGGAAGUUAUUAACUACAAGAAAAAAAACGAAAUGUUCUAAAUUAUUGUAUUGUAAAAAUUACAGAAUAUGUAAAGUUGGCAAUGUGUUGUGU
Messenger RNA from Wasmannia auropunctata (little fire ant), 782 nucleotides. Its product is annotated as odorant receptor 4-like. The coding region runs from base 17 to 571 and encodes 184 amino acids. Gene Ontology annotation, cellular component: plasma membrane. Lineage: Eukaryota; Metazoa; Arthropoda; Insecta; Hymenoptera; Formicidae. The record is from RefSeq and is a predicted model, not a curated record. Gene Ontology annotation, molecular function: olfactory receptor activity; odorant binding. Gene Ontology annotation, biological process: sensory perception of smell; detection of chemical stimulus involved in sensory perception of smell. The transcript is spliced from 6 exons.